AUAUUCUCCCGUGAGCCUCGGCGCGAUCUGGCCAGGCUGGGCUGGGGAAAGAUGGCGGCGCCUUUGGUGCUGGUGAUGCUGGUAGCGGUGACAAUCAGGGCUGUUCUGUUCCGCUCCAGCCUGGCCGCCUUCAUCUCCGAGCGGGUGGAGGUCGUGUCCCCCCUCAACUCAUGGAAGAGAGUUGUGGAGGGGAUGGCCUUGUUGGAUCUUGGUGUGUCGCCAUACUCAGGAGAUGUCUUUCAUGAAACUCCUCUCAUCGUCUAUCUCUUCCAUUUCCUUGUAGACUAUGUAGAAAUCGUGUAUAUGUUUACAGAUGCACUUACAGCCUUUGCACUUUAUUUGGCUGUUCAAGAAUAUAACAAAGUAUCGUUCAAGCAGCAGAAACUGUACUUGGAACUUAAGAAGUAUUCACCAGGAGCCGCAGAAAUCCUCAGAGUACCGACUGAAAUGUACUAUAUUCCACUAAAAGUGGCAAUAUUCUACUUGUUGAAUCCAUAUACUAUUUUAUCCUGCGUGGCCAAAUCUACCUGUGCCAUCAAUAAUGCGAUCAUUGCCUUGUUUAUCUUGGCUACUGUGAAAGGUAGUCCGCUUCUCAGCGCUGUGUUCCUGUCAUUGGCUACAUACCAAUCCCUGUACCCAAUCACACUGUUUACUUCAGCACUCCUAUAUCUACUGCAGAGACAGUUCAUUCCAGUGAAGAUGUCCAGUACGGAUUUCUGGCUUUUCACUUUUCAGUAUUCAUCGCUGUACCUGGGCUGCCUCACAGUUUUAAUUUGUCAUUCCUUCUUCUUGUUAAACUCUUGGGACUUCAUCCACUCUAUUUAUGGCUUCAUACUCUCUGUCCCGGAUUUGACUCCAAAUAUUGGCUUGUUUUGGUACUUCUUCGCAGAGAUGUUUGAACAUUUCAGCUUGUUUUUUGUGUGCGUCUUCCAGAUCAAUGUGUUCUUUUACACUGUGCCUCUGACCAUCAAGUUAAAAGAGCAUCCUAUGUUCCUGAUAUUUGUACAGCUGGCCAUUAUCUGCAUCUUCAAGUCAUACCCUACGGUGGGAGAUGUGGCACUCUACAUGGCUCUGCUACCUAUGUGGGCCCACCUGUCCAGAUUCCUGCGGAACAUCUUCAUAGUCUCUUGCAUGUUGGUGGUAUGUUCACUUCUCUUUCCAGUUCUUUGGCACUUGUGGAUAUACGCGGGCAGCGCCAACUCAAACUUCUUCUAUGCCAUCACACUGUCAUUUAACGUGGGCCAGAUUCUCCUGGUGUCCGAUUACUUUUACGCCUUCCUUCGGAGAGAAUACCACCUCCAUCACGGCCUCUACCUAACCAAGAAGGAUGGAACUGAAGCCACUCUCGUUUUAAAAUAAAGCCAUGGGGGGAACUUUGUAUGUUCGGAUCAGGGAAGUGGCUUGAUGGAGGGCAGUGCCCUCCUGUGGAGCAGAGAGGCACAGCUCAAGCCUGUCCCUCCGCAACAUUUUAAAGGACAAGCGGGAGAACUCUUUAUUACUACUUUUUAACAGUACAGUGAAUCUUGACAAGGUUAUUCAGCAUGGAUCUCAUCCUGCCCCCUUCUAACAAACAUGUUGCAAUAUGAUUGUUUGGUAAGCAUGAAGCACUGAUGAAGAAGAAAAAAAAUGGUAUGAAUAAAAAAGGCAAGUAGGCAGCCGAUGAGCAGACAAGU
Messenger RNA from Rana temporaria (common frog), 1673 nucleotides. RefSeq names its product phosphatidylinositol glycan anchor biosynthesis class U (gene PIGU). The record is from RefSeq and is a predicted model, not a curated record. Gene Ontology annotation, cellular component: membrane; GPI-anchor transamidase complex. The transcript has 12 exons. NCBI's taxonomy places the organism in Eukaryota, Metazoa, Chordata, Amphibia, Anura, Ranidae. Gene Ontology annotation, biological process: attachment of GPI anchor to protein; protein localization to cell surface. The coding region runs from base 52 to 1359 and encodes 435 amino acids.